AUGCCAAGUAGUGGAAUUCCUAAUGAAGUAUUAGAAAAUCUUUGUGAAAAAGAUCAUGAAGCAAAGCGUCUAAAAGUUGAACAUAAUGUUAUAAACAAUAGUGAUAGAUUCGACCAAAAAUUAACAGAACUUUGGAUCUCUUUAAAAAGUGCCAAAAUUAAAGCCAAAUUCCUUAAUCUUCCAAACAACAUACUAUUUUUUGAGAAACGUGAAGCCUUGUUUGUGCAGGAUUGUUAUCUUGAUCUUGCAAAAAUCAUUUUUGACAAAAAAUCAGAAGACUUCGA
Racocetra fulgida is the source of this 284-nucleotide messenger RNA. The record is from the annotation of a GenBank genome assembly. NCBI's taxonomy places the organism in Eukaryota, Fungi, Glomeromycota, Glomeromycetes, Diversisporales, Gigasporaceae.